AUGCUUCAUCUAAAGCAAGGUGAUCCAGAACCGGUGGUUAAUCCAGAUAAACUCACAUUAUACGACUUCAAGUUUUGUCCUUUCUGCCAACGGGUUCGUUACACCCUUGAUUACCACCAUAUUCCGUAUGAUCGUGUUCUGAUAAACCUUAUCAGCAAACCCGAUUGGUACCUUCGAUUGCAUCCUGAGAGGAAGGUUCCGCUGCUACGAUUUCGUGGGGAACGACUUGUCGAGUCCGAUUUAGUGAUGCGUUUCGUUGACCAGUUUAAUGGUAAACCGGAAACCAGUUUGUUAAGCAUCUGUGGUGAGGAAGCCUUCCAAAACUCUUUGGCUCUUUCUGCUGAGUUGGCACGACCAAGAUUUCGAGUCGCUUACUGCCUCGACGCUUCAGCUGCUGACGUGGACGAGUUCGUUGCAGCUUGUGGCAAAAUUGAGGCAGCUUUAAAACGGCCCUACCUUUGUGGUGACAAAGUCAGCCUAGCCGACUUGGCUCUGGUACCAUUUCUCAACUACUGGCAUUUCACGAUGCAACGUCUCACCGAUCUCAAGGCGGACACAACGGAGGAGGGCAUUUCCACCACCUUUCCAAAGUUGUGUCAGUACCGUGAGGUGAUGCUGUGCCAGCCUUAUGUGGCUGCCACCGCCUGUGAUGAGAACGACUAUGCCAAGUUUGUCCAAUUCUGGCGCGCUAAACGCAAGUCUCCCUGGACGGUGCUGGUGGCCUCAAGGCGUCCACAUGACCUGGGAUUUUGUUGCCUUCGCCCAUGGCCGAGAGUAGACCAACCGGGUGUCUUUCGACAACACGUCUGGGGUCGUCGUCUUGUUGUUGAUGACGAUGAUACAGACCCUUCUCAUCAAUCCACCCUUCUCGUUCUUGCUCAUUCACCUGUGGCAAUGCCGGAUCAAACAAAUUGCGCUGGAGUUCCUUUUCUACUACCGGGAAUCGAAAAGGAGGUUCAGGGUGACAUCUCGUGUCUUAUGCCCGGUUGCAGAUAUGCUACUGUCUCGUUUCUGGAGGCCAAGUCAUUAAAUUGGCCAUUCUGCUCCACGGAUGAAUCUUUUAAUUCACCAUUCUAUCCGUCUACCAAAUCUGCCGCUUUCGCGACGCUCUGGAUUACCUUCGAUGCCAGGAGUCUCCUUCCGGGUCUUCACUCAAUCAGUUGUAACGGGAUCACGACUUUGCGGAAUCGAAUCGGUGAUCUCCCCUUCCUCUUAGUUCAAAAUCUCUCACUGGAACCUCCUCCUCCUCGUUAUUCCGCAAAUCCUCCCGAUCCACCUCCUCCACAAACCCUUUCCUCGCCAGGAUCGUGGAGUUCCAUCAAAUCAUGGGUUGUCAAAGCGUCCAACCAAAGCUACACUCUUCAUCUUCUUGGUCGAUAUUUCACUAGUCGUAAAACGACCCUUCCAACACUUCUUAUUCUAUCUUUUGCUCUUCAAUUGAUUCUAUGUCUUUUACUUGCCUUGGUAUUUCAUCUUCUCGCCUUUUCGCCCUCUUCUCAACGGCUUUGUCACACCUAUAGCCAAUCUAUGAAUCAACUUACCCUCCUUUUACGGUCUCUCCGCUCCAAGAACAUUUCCCACUCCAACGGAAGUUGUCUAGUUCUGCAUCACCUCAACAAGAAUUCAAGAAUUUGUUACGCUGCGGAGGGACCCAGCCAGCAAAAGCCUACAGACGUGCUGAAUUCUUUCGCAGCGCUAGCAUUAGACUCUCUUCAACAUGGCUGCGUCUCCGAAUUUGUUGCAUCUUCAAGUGAUUACUUUGCUUCGGAAUUGAAUCGUCUCCUCAUUUGGUUGGGCUCCUCCGAGCCUGCUGGCUGGAAGAUAAACCGAAAUCUCUCUCUUCUCAUGAGUCGAUUCUUCAUCUCCCACGUUGCUGCAUGGCGCGUCUACGUCCACUUCCUUAUUCAUAUCUCCUCCAGUACCAUUUACUGGAUCUAUUAUAUCUUUGUCGUUACUCUUCACGUUAAAUACUUCCAUCUCAUUGUCUUUCUUCUCUCUGAAGCCUUUCUGGAGGUUUAUUUGAACCGUGAUAACUGGAGAAACAAUCUUGUAGAUCUCUUCUCUUCCUCUGUCCGACUAGCUGCUGCGUUAGUAAUCUGCUUCUGCUUGGACCUUCUGGUUCUGGCAACUCUACAUCUCUCCUGUUUCUACGUUUAUACCGUUCGGGUUCAACUUCUUGCUGUUGCCGCAAGCUGGAGGCUAUGUCGAUCGGGUUCAAAGUGGAAUCCCCUACGGGGUCGUGUUGACUCAAUUCCCCAGAAUGACGACAUCCCACCAGUGGUGGCUAGUGCGGUUCUAGUGUCUGAGGAAAUGGAAGGCGAAGAGGAGAGCGUUGAAAAUGCUCCUAUGCCUUCCAGCCAGUCGCGACAUCUGGAUCGGGUGUUUGUGGCGACAUUUCUUGGAGUUGCGACGGGACUGUGCUUGCUACCAACAACGGUGGCUUUCUAUGCUACAUUUUCUGUGGUGAGUUUGCAAGCUGCCAACAUUUUGGAAACAUACCGCAUUCAUCAUCAGCGUCACAUCUACAUUGUCCUGGUCUGUGUGAAAGCCAUUCUUACUCGUAUUGUCUGUGUAAUUCUGGCGUUUCCGCUUGGAGCCGUCGUUUCUUGGAGUCUGGAUAACGCGUCUACUCGAACUAACCUCGUUAUCACAACACCAAUUCUGGAUUCUGUUCGUGUUCCAUUUCUUUCUAUGGAGUUGGUUAGAGGAAGUCUGAGAGAUACUGUGAAACGGCAUUCCCUAUUUGACACGGAGAAAUUGUUUGGAAAGCGAUACACUGUGGGCACGGUGCUAAAAAGACUCGUUUGUGCCAAUCUGCUUUACCCCCUAUCGGAGGACUGA
Echinococcus granulosus is the source of this 2841-nucleotide messenger RNA. Its product is annotated as Phosphatidylinositol N-acetylglucosaminyltransferase subunit Q. Lineage: Eukaryota; Metazoa; Platyhelminthes; Cestoda; Cyclophyllidea; Taeniidae. The transcript has 13 exons. Bases 1 to 2841 code for a protein of 946 amino acids. Gene Ontology annotation, cellular component: cytoplasm; membrane. The record is from RefSeq and is a predicted model, not a curated record. Gene Ontology annotation, biological process: GPI anchor biosynthetic process.